CCAUGGGGAGGGUCUGGGUCCGGGUAAACCCGCCUGUGUUCAGAGCGGAUCGUGCAGACGCACAUCAGUGACUGAACCGCACAGACUGCAGAGGAGCUCCGCACAUUCACUGCGCACCUGGCGCUUCGUUUGCGCUCAGAGUAAAGAGAGAGAAUAGGAAUAUAAGGGAGGAAGAGGAGAAACUUACCUGCGGAUACAAUGAGGGAACCCGGGAGAAAUGAUCCUGAUGGAGAGGAAAACCUGACCGGGAUGUGAACCGAUCCACAGUCUCUAAUCAGCAGUGUUUUCCACCAUGACGCCACGUAAGAUCACCAUCUCAACUCACCUGCUCCUCCAUCACCUCCUCCCCUUCACCCUCUCUCUCCUCCAGCCUCCCCACCACCAACCCGUGCACGUGCCCACCCUGGUCCCGCACGCACCAACACCUCUGACCCGCUCGCGCUUCAGCGCUGAGGCCCAGCUGGACUUCACCACCCGCUGCAACUCCAGCUGCUUCCACCGAGCCGAGCAUGAGGAGCAAAUGACGGACAAACUGGCCUUCGAGACGCUGUACGCGGACGGCUUCCGCACCCUCACCACGGUGGAGGUGGAGGAUGAUGAUGAUGCUCUUCACCCGACUCACGCGCCCGCCUGGAGAUGGAGGAGACGACUGAAGCGCAGGAUGAAGCGGCAGAUCUACGGAGCGGACGGGCGUUUUAACAUCCAGGGUGACGACUUCCUGAUGGAUUAUCCCUUCUCCACGGCGGUGCGCAUCUCCACCGGAUGCACGGGCGUCCUGGUGUCCCAGCAGCACGUCCUCACCGCGGCCCACUGCGUGCACGACGGGAAGGAUUACGUUCAUGGAGCCCGGAAGUUGAGGGUGGGCUUCCUGAUUCCUCCGUCCGUAAAUGGCACCAGAGCCGGGUUGAUUCCCAACAAGAAGCCGAUGGUCCGCUGGGUUCGGGUGAAGCGCACCCGGGUGCCGAAGGGCUGGAUCCAGGGCCCGCAGGAGGUCAGCAUGGACUUUGACUACGCCCUUUUGGAGCUGCGGUGGCCUCACCGGCGCCCCUUCAUGCGGCUCUCUGUAGCGCCCUCUUCGGACGACCUGGCAGGGAACCGCAUCCACUUCUCCGGGUUCGACAGCGACCGUCCGGGGGAGCUGGUGUACCGGUUCUGUCCGGUGGAGGAGGAGUCGAGCGACCUGAUCUACCAGCACUGCGACGCGCGGCCCGGGGCCAGCGGCUCCGGGGUGUACGGCCGGGUGUGGGACGACUCGUUGGAGCGCUGGGAGAGGAAGGUGAUCGGGAUCUUCUCUGGACACCAGUGGCUGGAGAUCGACGGAGAGAACCGGGAUUACAACGUGGCUGUCCGCAUCACGCCGCUGAAGUUCGCCCAGAUCUGCUACUGGGUGCACGGGAACCGACUGGACUGCAGGCAGGACUGAACCAACCGAGGCCGAAGUGAAUUAAAAAUAAUACAGGGUGAACAUUACUUUUAGCUACUGCAGAACCAUCCAUAGGGUGAUGUUAGCAAAGUUACAGUAAAACCUUAACAGCAAUGAAUUUGUUUUAUUUAGCCUGUUAUAAAACAAAGAAAUGAUCAGAUAUUCGAAGUUAUAUACUUUCAUCAUGUCAGUAAAUCAUUUAUAAUUAAGUAAUUGAAGCUAAAUAUUUAGCUUCAAACUAAAUAUUUAGGAAGCAUGCUAACUAUGUAGCUAACAAGCUACAUAUUUAGCUUCAAACUAAAUAUUUAGGAAGCAUGCUAACUAUGUAGCUAACAAGCUACAUAUUUAGCUUCAAACUAAAUAUUUAGGUUGCAUGCUAACUAUGUAGCUAGCAAGCUACAUAUUUAGCUUCAAACUAAAUAUUUAACUUGUGAGCUUUCUCAUAUAAGACUUAAAAUUAAAUAUUUGUCUUGCUAACUAAAUACUUUGAAGCUAAACAUUUAGCCUUCUAACUAAAUAUCUAGCUUGCUAACAAAAAAUAUUUAGAUUGCCAACUCGAUAAUUGAUUUAAAACUAAAUAUGUGGCUUGCUAACCAAAUAUGUAGUUAAGCCAGACACUCAGCUUCAGGCUAUGCAUAUAGUUUGGUGAUAAGAAUUUAGUUAAAUAACUAAAUAUAUAACUUGCCAACUAAAGAUUUGACUUCAAACUAAAUAGCUUGCUAACUAAAUGCUUAAUUUGAUGCAAACUAUUUUGUGUGCUAACUAAAUAUUUAGUUUGAAACCAACUAUUUGAAUGAAUGAAUGAAUGAAGAUACUUUACUAAUCUCAGAGGGAAAUUGGCAAUUUAAUUUGUAAAUUUGCUGUUGAACUAAGUAUUUAGCUUCAAACUAAGUAUUUAGCUAGUAAGCUAAAUAUUCAGUGUGCUAAUAUUUAGUUUGACACUGACAUUUAUAAAUGAAUGAUUAUCAUGCUGAAAACAUAAACCCUCAUUUUCUUUCUCUUAGAUUAAAUAACCCAGAUUAUUGCUGUUAAUUUUUGACAGUGUAACUUUACAAACGCACCUUAUAAACAUCCGAGUGCAACAGAAAUAUUUCCAUGUAGAGGUCUUUCUUUACAUCAGGGAAAAAUCUACAUUUGGCUCCGUGUUCCCUCUGCUGUGUUUAAUUGGUAACCUCUGCGCCCGUUAAAUAAAUCUGCCAGUGAGAUCACAGCUCUGAUUUUUGCCUGCGGUCAAAUUCAUGUCAAUGUUUCCACAAUAAUAGCUGAACCUCCUCAAGAAGAAAAGACACUUUCUCCUGGUACAGCAGCCGUCCCGCUGUAAUUUACUGUAAUUUACCGAGGAUAAAUUAUAAUCCUCCUUCCUCUUUCAUCUGCAUCCCGCUUUGGUGAUGUUGGCAAUUCUCCAUUUAUAACACAUCUCCUUCUCCGCCCUCCUGCACGCAUCUGAAAAAACAAUAAAACAUUAAAACUGCUUCCUACCAUUUCGGCGGACACUUUAGACUUCUCAUAGUUGACUGAGGACAGAAUGUUAAUUUAAUUUUUUUCACAAAUGCUUGAGAUAUUUUAAUAAACAGAGUUUUAAUUGUU
This is a messenger RNA of Gambusia affinis (western mosquitofish), 3010 nucleotides long. It is a transcript of the gene prss23, whose product is annotated as serine protease 23. Gene Ontology annotation, biological process: proteolysis. The record is from RefSeq and is a predicted model, not a curated record. NCBI's taxonomy places the organism in Eukaryota, Metazoa, Chordata, Actinopteri, Cyprinodontiformes, Poeciliidae. Gene Ontology annotation, molecular function: serine-type endopeptidase activity. The coding region runs from base 293 to 1423 and encodes 376 amino acids. The transcript is spliced from 2 exons.